GUCACAGAGAAUCGAAACGUAGUUGAGAUCACAGCCACUCGUGAGAUUACUUCCCCCAAUUUCACGUUUGACUCCACCGAGUCGGAGCCCAUCGUCAUCUCUCUCGAUUACAGGAAUCCUUCUGAUAUAAAAAAAAAUUUCGAAACUCUCUUCGAAGUUGAAGCCGGUCGGGAACAUAAGGAGAGAGAGGGUGAAAUGGGAGCCCAAAGGCUAUCUGGAAUGCAGAGACAAGUACUUGGUCUAUACAGAGGCUUCUUGCGGGCCGCUCGUUCCAAAUCUGCCCGAGAUCGCCGCAAGAUUGAGUCACUUGUGUCGAGUGAGUUCCGCAGCAAUGCCAAGAAUGUAGACCGCAAGAAUUUCCUUUACAUUGAGUACUUGCUUCGCCGCGGACAGAAGCAGCUUGAUCAGCUCAAGAGCCCCGAUACGAUUGGAUUAUCGGCCCUGAAUGUGAGUUAUUCUGAAACAAAACAUCCUACGCAUUGAACUAUAAGUUUGAUAUUCGAUUCGUCUUUAUGAAAGAGUCAUGUAGGAAAAGAAAUACUUGAUCUGAGCCACUAUUGAGAAGUUCUAAACUGUGCAAUAUUGAUGACCAUGGUCUUCUGAGGCAAUGUGUAUUGGUUACGUUUGUUAUCAUAAUAAUAUCUUAGAGUAGCUUUAUUCAUACUCCGGUGCCUGUUUCUUU
Messenger RNA from Argentina anserina (silverweed cinquefoil), 682 nucleotides. RefSeq names its product succinate dehydrogenase assembly factor 1, mitochondrial. The transcript has 2 exons. Gene Ontology annotation, cellular component: mitochondrion. Gene Ontology annotation, biological process: mitochondrial respiratory chain complex II assembly. Bases 196 to 483 code for a protein of 95 amino acids. The record is from RefSeq and is a predicted model, not a curated record. Lineage: Eukaryota; Viridiplantae; Streptophyta; Magnoliopsida; Rosales; Rosaceae.